Molecule: messenger RNA, 1993 nt
Organism: Hyaloscypha bicolor E
Lineage: Eukaryota; Fungi; Ascomycota; Leotiomycetes; Helotiales; Hyaloscyphaceae
Product: RNA-binding domain-containing protein
Exons: 4
Coding region: 1-1533 (510 amino acids)
Molecular function (GO): RNA binding
Source: RefSeq, a predicted model, not a curated record
AUGGCAAAGACCAAGGAACCCAAGACUGGCAGCAAGUCCAAGUCGGAGGUCAAAUCUCUCUCAGCUGUCAAAAACGCGUCUGUCACUAAACCCUCUCAGACUCCCAUCGCCAAGUCCAAGCAAAUCGCCAAGAAUGUUGCAUCCAAGGUGAACGGCAAGAAGGAGAAGAAACCAGUCGUUAAGGCUGCCACUCCCUCCUCUGACGACGAGUCCGACUCGGUCUCUUCUGCGUCCGAAGACUCGGCCAGCGACUCUGAAGUUGAGGUCCCUGUCAAGGCUGCCCCAGUCACAAACGGCAAGGCCAACGGCAAGCUCAAUGGCAAGACGAACGGUGCUGCGAAGAAAGAGGUAGAUACCUCUUCUGAAUCCUCUUCCUCCUCUGAUUCAUCCGACGAUGAUUCCGAGGAGUCCGAUUCCGAUUCUGAAGCUGAACCUGCAAAGCCCGAAGCCGCUUCCGACAGCGAGAAUGACGAUAGCGACAGUGACGACUCUGCUUCCGACUCUGAGGAGACGAAACCCGUCGUUGCAAAGCCUGUUGAGAAGAAGAUUGCGGCACCAAAGGCUGCUACAAAUGGCGCUGCAAAGCCGGCUGUCAAGGCUGAGGAAGACAGUGAUGAUUCUGCUUCGUCUGUUUCCAGCGACGACGACGAUGAUGCAUCCGAUUCCAGCGAUAGCGAGAGUGAGACCGAGGCACCAAGCAAGAAGCGCAAGGCCGAAGAGGAGCCAGUUGAAUCCACAAAGAAGACCAAGACCGAGACCGCCGUCGAAGACAAUGGAUCCAAGAACCUGUUCGUUGGCAACUUGAGCUGGAACAUCGAUGAUGAGUGGCUGUACCGCGAGUUCGAGGAGUUCGGUGAGAUCACACGCGCCAAUGUCUUGACUGACAGAGAGUCCGGUCGCUCCAAGGGUUUCGGAUAUGUUGAGUUCGCCAGUUCAGCAUCUGCUGCUGCUGCUCUCGAAGCUAAAAAGGGCUCACUAAUUGAUGGUCGUGAAGCAAAUGUCGACUUCUCCACUCCCCGUGACAAGGCCGCACCAAAGGACCGCGCACAGAACAGAGCUCAGCAGUUCGGCGAUUCCAAGAACCCUCCUUCCGACACUCUCUUCUGUGGUAACCUCUCAUUCGACGCUACCGAAGAUGUUGUUGGAGAGGCUUUCGGCGAGCACGGUACAGUUGUCAAUGUUAGACUUCCAACUGACAUGGAUUCUGGAAACCCUAAGGGCUUUGGCUAUGUUACCUUCAGUUCCGUCCAAGAUGCCGAGAAGGCAUAUGAACAAAUGAUGGGCGCAGAAAUUGCUGGCCGACCAGUCCGACUUGAUUUCGCGACUCCACGCCCUGAACGAUCCGAGGGAGGAUUUUCUCGAGGGGGCGGCCGAGGUGGCGGACGAGGAUUUGGCGGAGACAGAGGACGUGGACGAGGUGGCGGACGCGGCGGUUUCAAUGACAGAGGACGUGGCGGAUCGAGAGGUGGCCGUGGAGCUUCGACCAACCGUGGAGGUUUCGGAGACUUCAAAGGCAAGAAGCAGACUUUUUAAGUCUAGAGGCAUCGCUUGAGGACUGCAUGCCCGUCAACACUGCCGCACAAUUCUUCUUCGGAAGAUAAGUGUUGACUUGUGGGUCGUUGGCUUUGUGGGUUGUGGGCUCUUGACUAUACUGCUUCGGCAGCUGUGGGCUUUGAGAUCAUACUUGUGGGCUUGAGACAUUACACAGUGGGCGUUGGCUUGUGGCUGUCCCUUUGGCCUGUCUGCACGCAGCAGAAACUGGCCUGGCUUUUUGACUUUACACAUAUCAUAUGGGCGUUUGGGAUUCAUGACCGUUCUGUGGGCUUUGGCUACGAAGUCGAGAUGAACCUUCUUAUAUCUUCCUCCCUUUUGGGAUGGGUAUCUUGGAGCGGAUCGAGCUUCAUGUGGGCUUCUCGAAGAUCAAUCAUCCUGUGGGGCGUGGAAAAGUUCUUGUUUGUUUCCUUGGCUAGCUGUACGUUUCGAUAAUGUUGUG